This is a messenger RNA of Pelobates cultripes (western spadefoot toad), 5797 nucleotides long. Lineage: Eukaryota; Metazoa; Chordata; Amphibia; Anura; Pelobatidae. The record is from the annotation of a GenBank genome assembly.
GCCACGACGCCUCGCGGCAGUGACGCCAUCACGCAGAGCACGCCGGAGCGCGCAGGUCGUGUAUGAAAAGGAGCAGUUACUGGCCGCUCAGCCGUUCUUCAUCGCUCGCUGCAGUUGAUUCGCCACACACAGGUGAGCCGCCCUCCCCGCACAUCGCCUCUGAGGAGGAUCACCGCCAUAGUGCCGGCCAUGCCCGGUAUCGCCACCGCGUGUGGGCCCCAGCCGUUACUCAGAGCGGCCCAGCCAGGUCUGCCCGGGCCACCAUUUAUUAAGUUUUUUUUUUUUUUGUUAGUUUUUUUUUUUUUGUUAUUCCUCUCACCGUGUCGGUCGGUCGGGCCGCGAGCCGGGAUAUCGCCGAUAUCUGGUACCCACCGCCGAGCGAUCUUAAUCCCUCGCUGCCGUGCGGCGUGUCAGGCUAGGCCGCAGCCGCCAUUUUGUGUAAUGUUACCCCGGGCCCAGUCCGUGUGGGAGCUCCCUGGGGCCCCCGUCUGUCCGUGUGGGAGCUCCCUGGGCGGCCUGGAGCCCUCGGUCCUGGUAACGGCAGCAGAGAGGUUACCAUGGAUUCCGUUGGCGGCUGGGGAGGCUGGCUUGGCCUACUCGGCCGUAAAGCAGCACCGCCUGCGCCAUGUGCCUCCCAUAGUGAGCCGGUUACCUCGUGUUGGGAGCCCGGUUACCGGGAGACCCUGCUCGCGGACCGCUCGUGUUGGGAGCCCGGUUACCGGGAUGCUGUGCGGUUGUGGUGUUGGAUGCCGUGUGUGGAUGUUCAUGAUGGGGCGGUUACAGCUCCCAAUCAGAACACUCGUCUCGUGUCUGUAGCGAGGUCGGACAGGUUUGAUUCCCGCUGAUGUAGAUCAGUCAUCAGGUUGUCAGACAAGGGCAAAUUUGACUGGCUACAUUUCAAACAGAUCGUCUGAACGCAGAAACUUGUGAUAUAGUCAGUUUUCAGGAAGAAACACGUUGCUUCUUUCUGUAAAAGUACUUUAUCGUGUCCUAACUUCGAGAGAACGUCGCUUAAUUUUCACUGUGUUUAACACGUGAGCAUUACAAUUGAGUACGUUAUGCUUUUUUUGCAUGUCAUCCGAGGAUAUAGUUUGUCCAAACUCUUAACUAUUGCAUAUGAUCUUAAGUACAUUGUGUUGUGGGUUAUCUUAGCUUUAUUUUUAUUUUAUGUUCGACCUAUUAGAAGUAAAUUUUGGAUGUUAAGGAACAUCAACCAACAUAAGACUUAAGAUUCUUAUGUAGAGUAUUACCAAUACGUUUAGUUUGUAGUUACAUUUUUCCUUUUUAAAACGAUUACAAUUCUUGUCUAUUAAAGGGAAAAAAAGUAUGAGCUGCAGAUAUAAUUAUCCACAGUACUUCUAGAUGUGUUACACUUGUAACUUCAUUGAGUUUUCCUCACUGGCUUGGAUCAUACUCUGAGGCUAGGUUGAGUUUGUUAGUUCCCCCUGGUGCAACAUGUUACAUGUGCUUUUAUUCUUGGAGGGUUUGUGUUCUAGAACUCUGCAGUAUCUUCUUGGCAACUAGUACAAAAAGCAGACGGUGAUCCAUAUAAAGUGCAUCUAUGAUUUACUUGCAUUUAAAGUCCACCUUCCUUCUCCUUAACACUCCCAAAUAUAGUGGUGCAUUGUAUCUACCAGGCUUUUGUCUAGAAGUGUUUAAAAUGUGAGUGCCAUAGCUAGUUUAUAAAUGUUUGUCUCUCCUUUUGACUAAUGAACCUUAAUUGUUUUCAGGACUGUAGGAAAUAAUGUCAGACGAAUACAUUGUAAGAGUUCGUGGCCUGCCAUGGUCUUGCACACGUGAAGAAGUGCUAGAGUUCUUUUCAGGUGAGAAAUUCCAAGUUUCAACCUGUUAUUGGAUGUCACUGUGCAUUCUACUAUCCAAUAUUUUAUUUAAAAUAUUUUACCAUGGAGUAUACUUUGAGAUUUCUCUAGUUUUCAAGUAUGUUCAAUAUUUGUAUUUUUUGUUUUUGCGAUCGAUGUGUGUAUAUUUCUAUCAAAAUUAGACUUACACUUUUUUUUUUUUUUUUUUUUGGUCCGUAUAUUUUCAAUUCAAACUUCAAAUAGGCACUGCACGUAUCACAAAUCCCACUAAUAUAUCUUGGUGUGAACAAUAGAGAAUCUAGAGUCGUGUUUUUUUUGUUUUUUUUUUGUGCAUAUGAAAUGUAGACUUUAAUUGCAUUUAUUUUUUGUUUAGACUGCGCCAUACUUGAUGGAAUUAGUGGUAUUCACUUCACCACAUCCAAAGAAGGACGUCCAAGUGGGGAGGCUUUCAUUCUUCUGGAAACAGACGACGAUCUUAAGAAGGCUUUGGAGAAAGACCGUAAAUAUAUGGGACACAGAUACAUUGAAGGUAAUCCUAGGUGUCUCCAGGUGUUAAAAUGGCAUUUUCACAAUGUGUUUUACUUUGUGAAAAUUGUUUUGGUCUCGUUCUGUCUUAAAUAAUAUAAACUACCUUUCUUCCAGUGUUCAAGUCAAAUAACACAGAAAUGGAAUGGGUUUUGAAACACAAUAGCACUGGAGAUGUUGACACGGCCACUGAUGGAACAGUGCGGCUACGAGGGCUACCUUUUGGGUGCAGCAAAGAGGAGAUUGUACAGUUUUUCUCAGGUAUAUUGAGUAACAUAAUUAUUCUGCUUGUACCAGAAGCUUUUGUAGCAUACAUGCCAGUGUCAGCUCCCAUUUUUAGUCAUUUUCUGUGUAUUUUAAAAAUAGGACUGGGACACAAAAGACACCAGUUUAGAUAUAAGUUACGUGUAGUUAAAAGUUGCUGUGUAAAUGUGGUAAUUGCGGGGUGGUGGGAAAUCCUAGUUUUUAAAUAUGGAUCUGCUGUUAGGUGAUGGGAAAUUUAAAGCUGUCAGUAUUGUUGGGAUUGUUUCAGACUUUAACACUGUUCCCCUGAUGGGGUUAUUUGUCCUUGGGUUAAAGGGUUGAGAAUCGUGCCAAAUGGGAUAACAUUGACGGUCGACUACCAGGGGAGAAGCACAGGGGAGGCCUUCGUGCAGUUUGCUUCAAAGGAGAUAGCAGAAAAUGCUCUGGGGAAACACAAGGAGAGAAUAGGGCACAGGUGGGGAUGGACAGACUGGGAUGGUGAAUCUGUCUUUUAUUUUUGGGCUCCAUUUUGGUGGGAGGGGGGUGUGAUGAUUAAACUAUCUUCCAGUCAAUGUUAAGCAAUAAAAUGUAUUUUACUUUUUGUUUUUGUUUUGCUUUAAAUUUUAUUUUGUUUUUCUUCUUUAUCAAAAUUGAUCAGUAUUUGUAAACUUUACUUUGAUUAACAUGAUAAAAAAAGUGUUUGGUUUUAUUUUGUGUUUAAUUGCAAUGAAAUUCUGAUAUUCCUUUUCUAUAAACUUUUGCGUAGAUAUAUUGAGAUAUUUAAGAGUAGUCGAACUGAGAUCCGAACAUCUUAUGAUCCUCCAAGGAGAAUGCUAGGUCAGCGUCCUGGCCCCUAUGACCGGCCAAUGGCAGGUGGUGGUCGUGGAGCUUAUUAUGGCACUGGUGCUGGGCGUGGGAAUAUUUAUGACCGAAUGCGUGGCGGCGGAGGUGGUGGAUAUGGAGGUGGUAAGUUGUCUUCUAUUCUGCAUUUUAUCGUGUCAAAUAUAAUUUGCAUCCUUAAAGGGACAGUAUAGUCAUAAACUCUAAUCUUACUUAAUGAAGCUGUUUGUGUAUGGAUCCUGCCUCUGAAGUUUCACUGCUCAAUUAUGUUUAGGAGUUAAAAAAUUGGUUUAUUUUUAUGCAGCCCUAGUCUCACCUCCUCUGGCUGACUAACUCAAGCUGCGUGAAAACAAAAUGGUUUCUUUUUCAAUCGCUCGUAUCUCUAAAAGUUUUUAUAGCCAGCUCUGUAAAUUGAACUUUAAUUACAUAAUGGAGCCUCUGACCUGGUCUAGUAAGCUAUGAAUAGAGCAGGAGAUAAGAAUCAAAACUUAAUUUGCAAUGGAGGAAGUUUAAACAGCUGACUCUUCACGGGAAGUGUAUAGGGAGACUGUUCACAUGCAAAUAGGAGUGACUAGGACUGCAUAAAAACAAGUUUGACCCCUAAAUAGCAGUUAAUUAAGCAGUGAGGCUGCAGAUAUGAUUUAUAUACUAAAAAACUAAGGUUGUUUUGCUGUCCCUUUAAAGUAUUGUCUAUUUGGCAUUGGCCACGUUCUGUAUGUAUAAUGAAACUGAAGGCUCACUCUCUUUUAGUCCAGUGGAGAGCUGCCCUCAUGCUUAUAUGGAGCUAAUGCAAAAUCAAAGCUAUUGAGAUCUUUGACUUCUGAUGGAUUUUUUUUUUUUUUCCUUCCCCUUACUCUUUAGGUUAUGGUGGCUUUGAUGAAUUCAGUGGUUAUAACAACUAUGGCUAUGGAACAGAUGGUUUUGAUGACCGACUUAGAGAGGGGAGAAGUAAGGCUUUGUUUUAAUUUUUUUUUUUUUAUUAUUUUUUUUUUUUUUAGGCUUUCAACAAAACCAUUUUUAAGCUCCACAGGAGAAUAAUCAAUUUUUGCUUCCCUAUCCAGGCAUUGCACAGGCUUACAGUGGUGGUGAUGGAGCAACAGGAUUUCACAGUGGGCACUUUGUUCACAUGAGAGGACUACCAUUCCGUGCUACAGAAAGUGACAUUGCUAGUGUAAGUAUUAGUGGUUAGGUUGUACUUUAUGGACUCCUAAUUACUAUAGUGUAAAUAUGUAGCUUUAUUCCCCAUGUUGUGCAUGUUGCUAUAUGUGCAACAAAACAAACUGUUUAUAAUUCAGUUUAUAGUAAUGUCCUCUAGUCUUAAAAUGUUUCUCCUUUUUUAUGCAGUUCUUUUCUCCUCUGGCACCAAUCAGAGUUCACAUAGACAUUGGUGCAGAUGGAAGAGCAACAGGAGAAGCAGAUGUAGAAUUUGCCACACAUGAGGAUGCAGUAGCAGCAAUGUCUAAAGACAAAAAUAACAUGCGUAAGUACCUCACUUUAAGAAAAGGUUUGGUUUUUCUGUGAAAUCGUAGACAAAGCUGGGUAAUGAGAAUCUUUAUCUGUAUAUUUAUAUAUAUAUUUUAUUUUUUUUUCCACCCCUUUGUAUAGAACAUCGAUACAUUGAGUUGUUCCUGAAUUCAACAGCUGGUGGUGGCACAGGAAUAGGUUGUUAUGGCAGAGAAGCACUAGGUAUGCAAUUUAAUGAUCAUGUGUUGCUUCUCAGUCUCAUUACUCGAUUGUCCUUUCAGACCUGGAACCAUACUGUGUAAAAAUACUUGCAUGUUUUUUUAGUUCUGUAAACUUUAUUCUUUCCACAGAUGGCACUGGUUAUGGUGCUGUGAGCAGAAUGGGUAUGACUGGCAACUACAGUGGGUGUUAUCCAAAUCCUGAUGGCUUAGGUGGCUAUGGUUAGUAUAAAUAUGCUGACUUGUGUUUUUCAUAUUCUCUGCCUGUAUAUUGGGCAGAAGUAAUUUCAGGGUGGGGGUAUGCUAACUGGUUAAGUACAUUCAGACUCAGAUUUUAAAAUGUGCAACUAUAAAUUUCCUUUUUUUUUUUUUCCCUUUAUAUUCCCAUUUUCACCAGGAAGGGGCAGUACUGGAAACAGUGGCGGCUACUAUGGCCAGCAUGAGAGCAUGGGCGCAGCUGGAUGGCGUGGGAUGUAUUAGUAAAUGAUUUCGUUAUCUAAAGCAAGUUGUGGAAGAAAACAGUUGUUUUUUUAUUUUUAAUUACAUUUUGUGUUUAAACUUUGUAUGGACUUGAGGAAUAUGUUCUUAAAAUUUUAGUGGACGGAGUACAGUGGACAUUGUUAACUGUAGAAUUUCAUUUGUUCAAAUGCAAGAGUUGACUUUGAAUAAAUUUUUUUAUAAUCUGAA